UUCACGGAUUAGUCAUUUGUCGUUCAGCUCAGUAGAACGAUGGCACCUUUUGAAUCGUGACCAAACCAAAUUCAUUCAUUCCGGCAUUGAGUUAGAAAAGUGUAUGGGUUGAUAACCCUGAAGAUUUUUACUAGUCGAAGUGAUGACAAUGACAGUGAUGUUUUGGAAUACUUGACGUUAACAUCAGGAUGCUGAGCAGCCUGUCUCAAGGUGUGGGCUCCCUUAAUGGAGAUGUGUCUAUUGAUUUGGACCAACUCAAGGGCCGUCAGACCCAUUACACACUGCCGCCAGUCCUUCUCACGAAAUUCGGUCCACCACCUUACCACCAUCAUGGCGUCACAAUCAGCUCUCGAAUCAAAUCGGCCCAGUCGUCAACCCGGUCAGAAAAACCCGACGGAGAACUCAUCUUACCCAAAACGUUUUGUACCAGGAAGGGGGCACUGCUUUUAUUCACCGCACCAGAAAAGAUCCCGGGAUUAAGCGAGGAGGAUCGGGAAUUUAUACGGGAGAAGAUGAGGAUAUCAAAUAUUCAGGAUCUCAGUAAUCGGAUCGGAACGUUGCAUCGGCUGACCAAAUCAGUUCUUAUGUAUGGAGAUGAGGGCUAUGAAAAGGAAAGUACAAGCAUAGCUGACGAAGAAAACAAAGUCAUCUUGAAGUUUCUCCAUGGACUCGAUGAGCGUGCCAUAGAUAUGAGAGCGCAGCCUGGUGGUGACUUUGGUUCCUACUUACGAGAUGUCAAAUCACGAGCGAGUUCCGCAAGACCGUCUUCAGUUGGUCCAGGUGUCCGGUUUGAUGAUAAUGUUUCUGUUUCAACCAUUAAUGACGAUACCAGCAAAUCUCCAGACAUCUUGACUGCCAACAGUGACAAGUUGACCGAACCGUUCCGUGCAAGCAGACCCACCAGUUCAGUGGCAAGCAGACGCUCUUUCAAAGUGUUAUCGACUGACAGACUGACAGCCUCUCUGAAAUCGGCAAGCCUCGUCGACACACCAUCCCCUGUUAGCACAAGAUACUCCUAUGAUGAUGCAUUUGUUGAACCUUGCCUGACUCGUGCGGUCAGUGCACGACCCAGACGACGGAGACGACCUCCUUCACAAACUAGAGUUGGAUCGGGUCAAGUGAGGGGGCGCCAGACGACGAAUCAGACCGGUGAUGAACCUAACGUUAAGUUGGAACAUCGCAAACAGCAGCUGCUUCGACGACAGAAAAGGGCAGCUCAAAAAGAAGCUGAAGGCAAAGGCCCAGAAGGUCAAGGCCCUGAAGGUGAAGGCCCUGAAGGUGAAGGCCAAGUGAAAGGUCAAACUCAAGGUCACGUGAGAAGACAAAGGCAAGGUCGAGAGGAAGACGAUAAAAAUGUCUUUACAAAGGAUUCUUUGGCUGAAAGUAUUCUGGAGGGAGUUGAAGAUGAUUUUGGAGAAGAUACUCAACAGACAGUGCUGUCUCCUAGUGGCAGUAGUGAUAAACUAGGAGAUGAAAAACUACACGCAGAAGUUGUCAGAAAUCGUGGUGAUGAAAAACCAGCUGAUUCUUGUCCAACAUCUGUUCCAAGUAAAAGAUCAAGCAUAGCAUCGCAGGAUGCCGACCCGAGUGGAAUUUCUAGCGUCGUGAUCCGGCAAGCAGACAGUGUUAUUACUGAUCAUGUGAUCAAUCCAGAUGAAGUGCCCGGCGACCGCGGCAUUGUUGUCAAGCCGGAGGAGGAUGGUGUCAGUAUCUCAUCAUCUGUUCUUGAAGAGCAGGAUAUUGAUCUACCAUCAGAUGAUGAAGCAAAGUCUUUGAAAUGGAGUGACCCCCAUGAGACAAGACAUACUCAGAAACCAUUACCAACUGUUGUCGUAAAGGACAAAUGCCCAGUUACCAUAACACCACAGGAGGAGAUACCAUUUGAAGGUGAAUUUGAACUUGAUGUGCAAACACAGAUUGGGAAGGAGGGCGAUUUGUCUUUAAAUGGUGAUGUUGAUAUUUUGGAUGAGGACGACAUUUAUGAUGAUGACGGUGACUAUGAUGAUGGAGAUUAUGAAGAUGAAGACUAUGAUGACUAUGAGGAGUAUGACGACUUUGAAGAAGAAGACUUUGAUGAAGGUGCUACUCAACCAUUGAUGCCACAGUACACUGGGACCUUAUUUUCUCGUGCUGCUUCAUUCUCGUUUGAUAAUACUCUUGCUGAAUCGCAGGAUCUUGAUAACAUAGUGAUAGAUGACAGUGUUCAGAUGUUGCCUCACACUGUCGACUCACUGGCAGGAUCCAGACCAGACACAAGAACACAGGAAGAGAGCGAAUCUGAAGCACCUACCCCAUCAGCACCCCCACCAUCACCCCCAGGCUCCAGGAUGUCAAAAGCAGACUCCCCGAAACAAGCCCCAUCCCAGGCUUUGUCGGGUGGUUCCAGGCCAGCAUCAGUUGCUGUGUCGGUGUCUCCAUCCCAGGGAGGGUCUGCCCCACCUUCUCGUGCAGGAUCAGCCCAGCCGAGGCUGGCAUCCAAGGCUUCGAGGAAGUCAUUGACUGGGGAACAGCUCCCUACGCUGGUGGCAUCUACAGAAAGUUUUGAUCGCAUUAAGGAACCAUCGUCUUCAAGGUCAACACCAGUUAGUGAACUUGUCCCACCGGAAUAUCUCAAAGAGCACCAGUUCGGUGAACAGUCAGAAGCUGGUAGGACAGUCGACAGUGGAUUUGGUGGAACGUACUCCUUGAAGCAAGACUCGGCAACUGACAGUCGUUCUACAUUCCAGAACGACUCCCCUGGCCUUGCCCCCAGUAGGCCUAUAACUGUCAAGCUGCCAUCAGAAAUGGACGAUAGUGGUUCCAAAGAGGACUUGUUGAAAAGCCGAGUCAGUUUUAAGCCGACUCCUAAGACAGAUGCAUGGAAGCCACCUCAUGAACCUACAGAUGUUACUAAGGCUGUAGGCAUCAGUUCAACUGGAACUAAAAGUGUGCGGCCUACUAGUAGUGAUGGUCACCGGAGCCCCUCAAUCCCAAAGCACUUAAUGGGAUUGACUGCCCAGAAGAAAGCGCUCAAGUUGGAGGCAGAGAAUGCCAAAGUCAAUAAACAAGAGAAAGAAGUUGAAGCAAUGCUUACCUCUGAUCUAACCAACAAAUACGAAGAAGGCAUGACUGUUGAAGAACUCGAAUUGGAGCAGAAGAUUCUGGAGGAGAAAAUGAAGAAGGCAGAGCAAGUGGUAUCUGGUGUGAAAGAGGAGAAGGGAAAGAGGAAGGGAAUAGUCAAGAAAGAACCCAUGCAGAACAAUCAGAAGAGGAGAGGCUUGAAAAGUCAAGAAAAUCAACCGCUCGAUCUAGAAGCGCAGAGGAAGGCUUUGCAGGAACAGAAGUUGGAAGAGAAGAAGCGACGACUUGAAGAGGCCAUGGCAAUGCAAGCCCAGAUUAUGGAGAAGGAGGUCAGUAAGAAAAAGGAAUUGGAAGAAGCAGCAAAAAAGACUGCAGAGAUAGAAGAACAAAUGGCAGCUUUAGCGGACGAGGCCCAGGACGCUGAACAACUUGAAGAAGAUGCCAAAAUCGCGCUGAUCGCUGCUAGAAAAUCUGCAAGGGAGGAGCGUGAAAUACGACGCAAGCAGGAGCAGGAGCGAAGACGGCAGGAGGCGGCAAGCAAACGUAAACAGGAGUGGGAGAUGAUGGAGCGAGCCAAGAAGAAGGAGAUGGAAAUGCUGGCGAAGAUUAGAGGGGUCGAGGCACAGAGGCAGUUACAGGAGGAGGAGAGAUUGAGACGGGAGGCGGAGGAGGAUGAUGAGAUGGAGAGAUUAGAGGAGGAGGAACGCCUUGGCAGGAUAGCGGCUGAAGAAGAGGAGGCACGGAUUGCUGCGAUUGAGGCACAAGCUGAGGAAGAAGCCUUGUCCAGGUUGAGAUGGGAGAGAGACGAGGCAGAAAGGAAGAGGAGGAAACUGAUGGUUGAAGCGGAGAGAUUAGCAGCAGAGGAAGACAAAAAGAGGCAAGCAUUCCUCGAAGAGCAGAGAAUUGCAGAUGAAGAAAGACAAAAGAUAGAAGAUGAAGAAAACAGAAAGAGAGAGGAAGAGAGACAAAGGCUCAUACAGUUGAAAAAAAUGGAGGAAGAAGCUCGAGAACAAAUGAGGCAGGAGUUUGAUAAGCGUAGAGAAAUGUUGCUCAAGAGACGUGAAAAGAAUCUUGAAGCGAGGAACCAUCUUCAGGGUGUCCGAACCUCUCAGGGAAUGACCAGACCAUGGACGUUUUCUUACUAUGUGCUCUGGCCAAGGGAUACAUACGAAAGGCUUAUAGGCGGUGAAGAAGAUAGCAAGAAAAAGAAGGGUGCAUUCCGAAGAAAGCCAAAGCCAAAAUCUGCUCCACCUAAAUCAUGAUGAUUGAAAUUGAAUCAAUUUUUGAUAACAAUCAUUAGGAACUAUUACUGCUAUGUGCCUGGAUUUCCUCCAAAAUUACACCCCUUUUUCAAAGUUUGGUAAUUCACAGAAAAAAAUCCUGUUAAGCACCUAAUCAUAAGCACCCAGGAAAUGUUUAGACUCUUGUAACAUGGUACAAUAGGUACAGUAGAAACUCUUAAAGUUUAAGAGACGUUGUUGUUACUUGAUCAGAUGUAUAAUUUUGUUGUUAAAUUGAGUAAUUUGUCUAAUAAAUUAUAUUAUAUAA
This is a messenger RNA of Lineus longissimus, 4608 nucleotides long. Its product is annotated as titin homolog. Lineage: Eukaryota; Metazoa; Nemertea; Pilidiophora; Heteronemertea; Lineidae. The record is from RefSeq and is a predicted model, not a curated record. The transcript has 22 exons. Bases 189 to 4322 code for a protein of 1377 amino acids.